This is a messenger RNA of Pteropus alecto (black flying fox), 590 nucleotides long. Its product is annotated as HLA class I histocompatibility antigen, B-48 alpha chain-like. Gene Ontology annotation, cellular component: external side of plasma membrane. Gene Ontology annotation, biological process: positive regulation of T cell mediated cytotoxicity; antigen processing and presentation of endogenous peptide antigen via MHC class Ib; antigen processing and presentation of endogenous peptide antigen via MHC class I via ER pathway, TAP-independent. The record is from RefSeq and is a predicted model, not a curated record. Gene Ontology annotation, molecular function: peptide antigen binding; signaling receptor binding. The annotation marks the transcript as partial. Lineage: Eukaryota; Metazoa; Chordata; Mammalia; Chiroptera; Pteropodidae. The transcript has 2 exons.
ACCUCCUACCGGGACCCGCGUCGGGAGGAGGGCCGGCGGGUCUCAGCGUCUCUCUGUCCCCCAGGUUUCCACUCCCUGAGGUAUUUCGACACCGCGUGGUCCCGGCCCGGGAGCGGGGAGCCCCGCUUCGUCACCGUCGGCUACGUGGACGACACGCAGUUCGUGCGGUUCGACAGCGACGCCGCGAAUCCGAGGGAGGAGCCGCGGGCGCCGUGGAUGGAGCGGCCGUGGGUGGAGCAGGAGGACCCGCAGUACUGGGAGCGGGAGACCCAGAUCUCCCGGAACAACGCAGAGACUUUCCGAGUGGACUUUAAAACCCUGCGCGGCUACUACAACCAGAGCGAGGCCGGGUCUCACACCAUACAGCUGAUGCACGGCUGCGACGUGGGGCCGGACGGGCGCCUCCUCCGCGGGUACCAUCAGUUCGCCUACGACGGCGCGGAUUACAUCGCGCUGAACGAGGACCUGCGCUCCUGGACCGCGGCCGACCUGGCGGCUCAGAACACCCGGCGCGAGUGUGAGGAGGCCGGUGUGGCGGAGCUCCGCAGGGCCUACCUGGUUGGGGAGUGCGUGGAGUGGCUCCUCAAAUA